AUGCCUCCAGGACCACACGCUGCCCUCGCCGAGGUCCUGGUUUGUUCUUCAGCCUCGGCCAAGGACAUCUCCCUCUGAUUCCCUCUUCCAAGACAUCCUUCAGAAGGAGAUCCGAGUCGUUCCCUUCUACAUACAAGGCACAUAUGCUUGUGCAUGUGGACUGAAGGGAGCACAGCCACCUCUUCUGACUUGGUUAGAGUGAUUUUCCAGGAAUUGCUUUGGCAUAUACAACAAGAGAAAAAUAUUCUUCUCUUUUUCCUGGCCACUCAAUGUGCACCACACAUUCAAGUGAAGGAAAAAAGGCACAGCUUCUUGGAUGACGAUGGAUAUUCCACUGGGCAGGAUGAAGGCAGAGUGUGUGACAUCGCCGCCACAAGGGUGCAGCGUGAUCUUCCUCAUUUUGCUUCCCAGCCAGCACGCUGCCUCCUGUAUCCAUCAUGGUGUUUGGUGAAUUUUUCCAUCGCCCUGGACAAGACGAGGAACUUGUCAACUUGAAUGUGGGGGGCUUUAAGCAGUCUGUUGACCAAAGCACCCUCCUGCGGUUUCCACACACCAGACUGGGCAAAUUGCUGACUUGCCACUCUGAGGAGGCCAUUCUGGAGCUGUGCGAUGAUUACAGUGUGGCUGAUAAAGAGUACUAUUUUGAUCGCAACCCCUCCUUGUUCAGAUAUGUUUUGAAUUUCUAUUACACGGGGAAGCUGCAUGUCAUGGAGGAGCUGUGUGUGUUCUCCUUCUGCCAGGAGAUUGAGUACUGGGGCAUCAAUGAGCUCUUUAUUGAUUCCUGCUGCAGCAAUCGCUACCAAGAACGCAAGGAGGAAAACCAUGAGAAGGACUGGGACCAGAAAAGCAAUGACGUGAGUACUGACUCCUCAUUUGAAGAGUCAUCUCUGUUUGAGAAAGAGCUGGAGAAGUUUGACAAGCUGCGAUUUGGUCAGCUCCGGAAGAAAAUCUGGAUUCGAAUGGAAAACCCAGCAUACUGCCUGUCUGCCAAGCUGAUCGCCAUCUCCUCCCUAAGUGUGGUGCUGGCUUCCAUUGUGGCCAUGUGCGUCCACAGCAUGUCAGAGUUCCAGAACGAGGAAGGCGAGGUGGAUGACCCAGUGCUGGAAGGUGUGGAGAUUGCGUGUAUUGCCUGGUUCACUGGGGAGCUUGCCAUCCGGCUGGUUGCUGCUCCCUGUCAAAAGAAAUUCUGGAAAAACCCUCUGAACAUAAUUGACUUUGUCUCUAUUAUUCCCUUCUAUGCCACGCUGGCAGUAGACACCCAGGAAGAGGAGAGUGAAGGUAUUGAGAACAUGGGCAAGGUGGUCCAGAUCCUCCGGCUCAUGAGGAUUUUCCGAAUUCUAAAGCUUGCCCGGCAUUCAGUAGGACUUCGCUCUCUGGGUGCCACACUGAGACAUAGCUACCAUGAAGUUGGGCUGUUGCUUCUCUUCCUAUCUGUGGGCAUCUCCAUCUUCUCUGUGCUUAUCUACUCCGUGGAGAAAGAUGACCACACAUCUAGCCUCACUAGCAUCCCCAUUUGCUGGUGGUGGGCCACCAUCAGCAUGACGACUGUGGGAUACGGAGACACCCACCCAGUCACCAUGGUCGGGAAGCUGAUUGCCAGCACGUGCAUCAUCUGUGGCAUCCUGGUGGUGGCCCUUCCAAUCACCAUUAUCUUCAACAAAUUUUCCAAGUACUACCAGAAGCAAAAGGACAUUGAUGUGGACCAGUGCAGUGAGGACCCACCGGAGAAGUGUCACGAGCUACCUUACUUUAACAUUAGGGAUAUUUAUGCACAGCGGAUGCAUGCCUUCAUUACCAGUCUCUCUUCUGUAGGCAUCGUGGUGAGUGAUCCCGACUCCACAGACGCUUCGAGCAUUGAAGACAAUGAGGAGGUCUAUAACACUGCAUCCUUGGAGAACUGCACAGCAAAGUGAGCUGGGUCAUUUGUGCCUGUAUCUUGUGUCCUUUCCUGGCUUUAGGUUAACACAGCUUUAUAAACCUUAAAGGGUUCGUUAAAAUCAUUUAAUUCUCAGGGCGUACCUCUCAGCCAUAGUUGGACAUUCAUUGCUGAAUUCUGAAAUGAGAGAAUUGUCUUUAUUUUUCUCAGUGAGGCCAACUAAAUGCCUUGUUAUGAAAUUUAUAUUUUACAAGGGAGAAUUGUGAUAUGUUUUUUUUUGAAAAAAAAAAAGAUAAAUGGCAUUAGGUGGGAUUUUUGCUAUGGCUUAUGCAUCAUUCUGUGUUUGUCAUUUACUCACAUUGAGCUAACUGUAAACCACUGACAAAUAGAAUUAAAGGCCCCACUGAUUGGAGACUACAUGCAUGUAAGAUCGACAAAAAGAGGCAAAGCAUGUAAAUCCAUAUUCACAUUCUACACA
Messenger RNA from Tupaia belangeri chinensis (Chinese tree shrew), 2354 nucleotides. RefSeq names its product potassium voltage-gated channel modifier subfamily S member 3 (gene KCNS3). Gene Ontology annotation, molecular function: protein binding; voltage-gated potassium channel activity. Gene Ontology annotation, biological process: protein homooligomerization; action potential; potassium ion transmembrane transport. The coding region runs from base 438 to 1913 and encodes 491 amino acids. The transcript is spliced from 4 exons. The record is from RefSeq and is a predicted model, not a curated record. Gene Ontology annotation, cellular component: membrane; voltage-gated potassium channel complex. Lineage: Eukaryota; Metazoa; Chordata; Mammalia; Scandentia; Tupaiidae.